GAUGUUACAACUUCACAAUGACUACUGCAAACGGCGAAAGCGACAGCGCAACGAAAUCUAAGAAAAACAAAUACAGAAAAGACAAACCUUGGGAUGACGAGGCUGUCGAUCACUGGAAGGUGCAGCCGUUCACGCAGGAUGACAGUAAACAUGCUCUGGUCGAAGAGAGCUCGUUCGCCACUCUGUUUCCGAAAUAUCGAGAGAAGUACUUGAGAGAGGCUUGGACACACGUUAAACGGACUCUUGCCGAGCAUGGCAUUGAUUGCACUCUUGACCUGGUUGAAGGCAGUAUGACCGUAAGAACAACUCGUAAAACCUGGGAUCCUUACAUUAUCAUCAAAUCACGUGAUAUGAUCAAACUAAUGGCUCGAAGCGUCCCCUACGAACAGGCUCGUCGUGUAUUGGAGGAUGAUGUAGCAUGUGAUGUGAUUAAGAUUGGCAGUCUUGUGCGUAAUAAGGAGAGAUUUGUGAAACGACGGCAGAGGCUGAUAGGACCGAAUGGGGCAACACUAAAGGCUAUAGAGCUGCUAACUGGAUGUUACAUGAUGGUGCAAGGAAACACGGUAUCUUGCUUAGGUUCAUACAAAGGAUUGAAACAGGUACGACAGAUUGUGUUGGACACGAUGAACAACAUUCAUCCAGUCUACAACAUUAAGAGACUAAUGAUUAAACGAGAGCUAGCGAAGGAUCCCUCUCUUCAAAACGAGUCAUGGGAUCGCUUCCUGCCAAAAUUCAAAGCAACAAACGUAACAAGGAAGAAAAUCAAGCGAAAACCAGAGAAGAAACCAUACACACCAUUCCCUCCACCACAAACAGAAAGCAAGGUUGACAAACAGCUUGCUAGUGGAGAGUACUUUUUGAAAGAGCACGAACGACGUACCAAGAAGAAAAUGGAGCAGGAGUCUCAACGCUCGGAAAAGUCAGAAAAGAGGAAAGCAAAGAGAGAGCAGUCGUUCAUCGCACCGGCAGAGCCACCAGUCAAGAAAGCAAAAGUGGCUGCUGAGUCUGACGUGGACAUACCAAGACUAAAGAAAAAAGUGAAAGCAGCUCAAAAGUUGAAGACGUCAUUCAAGACGAAGUGACACGAGGCAAACAAAUUGCUACACGAGUAUACGACAUGUUGGUGCACUGACGUUGAAUGUACGUUUCAUGUUACUUCGUUAGUUACUGCAUGCCCACAUUGGGUUAGAAAAACAAUCAUGAAGUCCCCUUGUGGGGGACCAAGGCCCCAUCUGUGGGGACAUGGUCUCACAGGUGGAGCAGAGACAUGACAUGAUAGAGUUUGUGAACAAGAGCUAAUUGA
Messenger RNA from Corticium candelabrum, 1303 nucleotides. RefSeq lists its product as uncharacterized. Gene Ontology annotation, molecular function: RNA binding. The transcript is spliced from 11 exons. The record is from RefSeq and is a predicted model, not a curated record. The coding region runs from base 18 to 1082 and encodes 354 amino acids. NCBI's taxonomy places the organism in Eukaryota, Metazoa, Porifera, Homoscleromorpha, Homosclerophorida, Plakinidae. Gene Ontology annotation, cellular component: nucleolus; small-subunit processome.